Triplophysa dalaica is the source of this 4436-nucleotide messenger RNA. Its product is annotated as RPA-related protein RADX. Gene Ontology annotation, cellular component: replication fork. Gene Ontology annotation, biological process: regulation of DNA repair. Gene Ontology annotation, molecular function: single-stranded DNA binding. Bases 133 to 2565 code for a protein of 810 amino acids. The record is from RefSeq and is a predicted model, not a curated record. The transcript is spliced from 15 exons. Lineage: Eukaryota; Metazoa; Chordata; Actinopteri; Cypriniformes; Nemacheilidae.
UACAUAAACUGACCUUAAUUAAACUACUCACAAGACUAAACGUGUUAAUAGUCCCGACAAGUAACACUCUUUCUUUCUGCACUUCAUCUCCCAUGAUGCUUUGCUGUAUUAUUAUUUUUGCGUCAAACAAACAUGGCCGCGCAGUCAAGUAGUUCGUCUGAGUGCUGCACACUCAAAAAGGCUCUAAAUAAAUUAAUAUCCAAAACAUCUGCCUCCCCAAGGGCACGAACCCACUCGGAACCGCUGUACGUGAUCUCACUGGAGCGCUAUGGCAGAGACCCGGACUUCGAGAUUCGUUUUCCGGACGUUAUUUCGAUGUCAGAGUGUCUGUUUGACGCUAGCAUCACUGAUGGAGACCGUAAAAUUCGCGUCUCUAUGGACCCCAGUCUCAAUAGACUCAUCAGCAAAAAUAAGCUGCACUGCGGGUCAGUCAUACGUAAUGUGGAAUUUAGCCGCGGAGAGGACAACGACGAGGACGGCAGCUCGUUUCACGUUUGUAAUCUGGAAGUGGAUAGACUGUGUGGCGGUGACGCGGCUCUCCGGGCACUGUCAUCUGUGAAUGUGAGGUCCAUUCCGUGGUUGGGAGAAACUCCGAAUUCAGGUCCGCUCAGAGCACGGAGAAGCUCGUACCUGCCGCUGUGGAAUAAUCAGGAUUUUUACGGAGAUGUGUGGCGGGACACGCCCCCCUCUGAAUCCGGAGCAGAAGACGACAGUGAGGAUGAAAGAGAGGAUACGAGGUCCACAGUUUCACUCUCUGUAAUACGUAGGCGUUUCUUAAGUGGAUCUCGGAGGUUCCCCGGAGUGUUGUGUGUCCGGAUCUUGCACAAAUCCAGACUGAUAUAUUAUGGGAAAACAGAUCAGAAAUGUGAAUGUCCCUAUAAGGCAGAGCUUAUAGUCGGGGAUGGUUCAUCUAAUGCUUGUGUGGUGCUGUGGAACACUCUUUGUUUGGACUGGUUUCGAAUCCUGCAGCCUGGCCAGGUUGUAAAAUUGAGUUGCUACAGAGUCAAGGAAAGUUACAGCAGUCGUUCAGGGCAGGAAUCAGAGCCACAAAUUGAGAUCAGUCUUAAUUCCAGGAACCCCCCUGCUCAAAUUUCUAUCAUCCCUAAGAACCAGAUUUCCCCAGAUUGGCUUUUGCCAGACCUGCCUCAUACGUUUAUCUGCAGGCAGGAACUUCCUAGUUGUCCACAUGGCCAAAUCUGCGAUGUCAUUGGUGUGGUGAUAUUCAUUGGUCGAUCAGAACGUGUCAGAAGCCAAGCAGAUGGGCAGAGGUCGGAGCUUGAAGAGUACCGAUGGCUACAGUUGGAGGAUAGAACUUCAGAUAGGCCAAUCGUAAUCAAGCUGUUCUCCACAUCACAGCCUGACAUUCAAAGCCGAAUCUAUCCAUUGGCACUACUUGUCUGCACACGGUUAAAACUUAUCAGAAGUGCCAUUGACAGGACUACAUCUUUUGAAUAUCUCACUAACACAUCACUGACCCAGGUUUACUGCACAGGCACGGGCUCUCAUCCUGUAAUGCCGUACAAAGGGGUACGCCCAGUCCGACAGUUCCUCCAAUGGCUAAAGCAGGUAGAUGAGGGCAGCAUGCUAGAAAGGGCUGUGAUUGGAGGAUAUUUUAGUUACCCACCUCUUCCUGUUUCAUUGCACUCUUUCAUGGAAAAAAGACAAGGGGGAGCUGGUCUCAUCAGUGGAGGAGAGAUGAAGUUAGAAUGUGAGAGGAUGAAUUACAGAGAAAGGCGGAGAUUCGCUAUUCAGUGUGUCAUCACUGCAGCCUGUUAUCACCACAGAGAGGACAGCGGGCGAACACUGUAUACAGAUCUUCCAUCCGCUCCACUGAGCCCUAGACUGCCACGACAAAGGGGGUCUGAACCUCACAGGACAACUGUGAAGAGGAAACUUUUUAGCAGUGGGCCUACCACCCAUGGAAAGAGGUUUGCAUCACCUCUGCCACCUGUGCACCCACCUGGAAUAGAAGAGGAUACAGAAAGGGAUUUCUCUCUGUUUGACGGUGCUAUGGAGUUUCUGGUUGGAGAAUGUGACAAUGAUAGUAGCGAUGAAGAUGAUGACGGAGACUUUUCGACUCUGCCCACAAGUCCCUUGACCUCACGCCUUGGAGUCUUACGUGUUGCCAUUGAAACAUUGCCAAGGGUUUUUUGUUAUGAACGACGGCACAUUCAGGCUGCUGCUGUGGGCAUGCAGCAUAACAGCUUUCACAAACUCCUCCCACAAAGAGAGUUGGAGUCAUUUUCUCCUGCCUCCUGCUACACAGGCAACUUUACCCUAACAAUGAGAGCUUUGUCAGAUGGAGUGACUCUUGAUGUUAUUUUCCUGCCUGCUGUCCCUGGAACCCUGCACUGGACGCCCCUCCCCCUUUCACACAAUAACUCAUGGGAGUCUGUCUUAUCACAUGGAGGGUUUUCACCGCAUGUCCCACCCCCAAGCCCAGCUGACCUGAUCACUAAAGCCGACCAACUGACCAAUCAACGACUGUUGUGUGUGUUAGAAGCAUGUGCAUUAGGUGGAGAGAAGGUGGAACUUGUUCUUAACCGUGCAUUCCCUUUUCGAUAACAUAGAAACAGUAUGUAGAUGUAAAGACAAAAUCUUGCAAAAGAUUGUUGGUUGUAAAGUAAAUUACCUUUGAUUUUUGUUAAUUUAUGUAUAACAUUAUUCAUGUUUUAUAUAUAUAUAUAUAUAUAUAUAUAUAUAUAUAUAUAUAUAUAUAUAAUAGAACAAAUGUACAUGUUUUAUUAUUAUUUAUUUUGUUAAUAAGUAAAUAUAGUAAUCGUGCUAAUUACAUUUUACCACAUAAUCUUUUGUUGUUGUUGUUUUUUGUUUUUGUUUAAAAAACCCUCCUUCGGACAGGUGUUGAAAAUUAGCAUGUAUGCUAAAAGCAUAUGGUUUGUCCAAUGCAAUUUUGAUGUCUAGAUCCAAUAAAAAACAAUAACCACUACCCACAACACUGUUAAAGCGGCAGUCUGCAAGUUCUUUUGAGUAAAAAUGAGCUAAAACCAAUUAUUGAGCAAGUACACGAAAGAACGGUGUUUAAAACUGUGUCAUUACCCUUGCUGGAUUCCCCACAGAAUGCUUGUGAUAAUGGUUUGUAAUUUUCCCUGUCGGGUCGAUUACCCCGGAGAUCCUUAUAUGGUGUCUUUCAUCUAUGCGUAAUUUUGUCACAUGCAUACACAGAACGAUGGGGAUCCGGCUGUUAGCCCACAUGUGGAUGCGAGUGACAGGUGGUUUGAAAGGUGUACUCGCAACUGCUGGGUAGGAUUUCAUACAACGUACUUUUACUUAAAAACGGCAAGCAUUGUACUGUUGACAUCUGUGGAUUCAUCAUUUGUGAAAAACAAGAAAGAACAAACUGAUGACAGUUUACAAAGAAACAGGGAAUGCGAUCAGUCCCGUCCGAAAACAAGAAUUCAUUUUGGCAAGGCAUUGCAAAGUAGUGUUGCUUUCGUCAGCUUGACACAAAGACUAGACUAAAACUAAAAUUAAAACAGGCGGCCAAAAAUAACACUAUUUCAAAGAUGGCUGGAACUUUCAAUAGAUAACACAAAACAGUAACGGACUUGUUGUGUUAAUACAGACGACUACAGUUUCAUCAGUUGUUCUUUCUCUCUUUGUUAUGUUCAUUAUGAUAAAUGUAAUUUAAGACCUAAUGUUAUUCGAACGGGAUUAGUAUUAUCUGGGGAGCUCCUGUUAUUUAGAAAUUACUUUACCUCCCCACAUCUGUAUUUCAUGUGGUGAGAAUUAGUACACGUGAAGCCUGUGAUUUUACUCAAAUUUAUGGACUUUAUGGACCGGCCCUCCAGGACUGACUUUGGACACCCCUGUCUUAUUUGUUUCGUGUUAUAUCGUCUGUCAUGUUAUGUGUGUUUAUUAUGCGCUACUAAUGUAACGUUACAGUGAAGAUUCUCAUCGCUGCACUGUCACAGGCCACGACUCCAAACAUCAGACUCAUCUGUGCAGUUGAGCAGUGCCAACUCGCAUAAAGAAAUACCUCAGCACAUCAACUUCUGUAGCAAUUACAAACUGAGAUGACGACAAAGAGGCCAAUCCUAUGGACCGCCGCUUUAAAGGAGUAGUUCACUUCUAAAUUUGCCCGAAUUCAAUUUCCAUAGUAGGAAUAAAAAAUUACAGAUUUUGAAGUGAACUACUCCUUUAAAGUGUAGCAUCCUCAACACAAAUUAAAAAAACAUUUCUUUCUUCCAUGGACCACAAAAACACGUUACGGAGGGUUCACACCAAGAAUGAUAACAUCAAAUUUUUCUGCUUCCUGUUGUUAUGACGUUUUUAAAAUGAUGAAUUAUUGAAUAGAUAAAGUAUCCGUUAUAUAAAUUAUAUAAUUUUCAAAUAUUUAUCAUUUCUGUCAGCUCAGUUUCUAAAUAGUGUGUUUAUAUUUAUGCUCUAAUCUAUCAUGAUCAUCUGUCUCAUCAUGU